Cloeon dipterum is the source of this 2129-nucleotide messenger RNA. RefSeq lists its product as uncharacterized. Gene Ontology annotation, cellular component: HAUS complex; mitotic spindle microtubule. Lineage: Eukaryota; Metazoa; Arthropoda; Insecta; Ephemeroptera; Baetidae. Gene Ontology annotation, molecular function: microtubule binding. The record is from RefSeq and is a predicted model, not a curated record. The coding region runs from base 212 to 1972 and encodes 586 amino acids. Gene Ontology annotation, biological process: spindle assembly. The transcript is spliced from 8 exons.
AUCUGUCAAUCCGGCAUGUUUGUUGUUUGUUUUGAUCCCUUAUUUGGAAGAACGGACGAAACGGAAGAGGACCAUCAAUGAAACUCUCAAAGUGCGUCCUCGCGUCCUCGAUCUUUCUGUUCCUAUCAACAUAUUUACCAAUUAUAACUAUAUAUAUCUACGCUUAACUCUCCGUAAGGCUGCUAAAAUUGAAAAAAUCUUGCUAGCCACCAUGGCGAGCUCAAAAAAGAUAAAAGUGAGACCGCAGCACACCACACUUUUUAUCAACCUGCGCCUACUGAUGUCUUGUAACAACCACUCUGACGCACUGAAGACUCUUUUGACCGAGGAUGUUUUUGUGCUGCCGAACAGCAACAAGAAGGCUUCCAACGAAGUUAUUUAUUUUAUCCUAAAUGUUUGGAGCAAGGAAAAAUGUGCCGAAAAAUUCAAAUUUUGCUGGCCGGUGCUUGACAGAAAGCAGGAAUCCCAGUUCCAGCGCGCCGCCUGCACUUUAUUGCAGGAGAUAAAGAGCGCUCAUCCGGACGCAAAUUUGCCUACGGUAUCACUUGCUCUGCUUCUUCAACCCGGAGGGGACAAAUACUGCAAUUUUCUGCUUCGCCUAACAAUGUUUUUAUUAGCACACUCCAUGAAAGUUGGUGAUUUGAAAGCCCGGCCCAAUGUCAAGUCUGAAGAAUCUCUGCGCUCACUUAUUGAGGAAACCAAAAGAGACGUAAGCUGUUUGCUGCUGUCUGCUGCCCAGAGUCAUGCCAACGCCGUUGCCACCUUUUCACAAGCUGAGGAGUUUAGCAGGAAACUCAAAGAGUGGUGGCACUCAUGGGAAGAGUGCGAAGAAUCUGCGCUGUUGGAGUUCCGGAAGGAGGCCAGUUUGCUUGAUGUUCCAGAUGAUUUUAAAGAAAAAAUGUUGGAAAAUCCUAGCAACUUUAAAGAUUUUGAGCUGGUUGUGAUCGAUCUCCGCAAUGAAGUAGAGAAAAUCUUAAGCCUCCUUGAAGGAUCCCAACAUCAAACUUACCAAAGAGCCAGCAGUGCGAGUCCAGAGGGGAAGCCUAGCUUUGUUAAGAAAACCCUAAACUUGGAGAGACUCGCACUUGUCCGGCAAAAGCUGCUCAAAGGUCUGAGCGAGCUAACGCUGCUUCUGGACGAAGGGAAACGCCAACCGAGCUGGCUGAUACACUCGGAAGUUGCGAGUCUUGAACUUGCAAUGCAGGAAGGACAAACUGCUGAUUUCAUGGACCAGAUGGAAGACAAACUGAGGUCUGCCAAACGGAGCGGCACUCGCAUUGAAAGAAGAAAGUCUUUCGCGCCCUCAAAUGUAUUCAAUUUCAGUCCUUGUAUUUUGCGUCAAGUUCCCCCUACACCUUCAUUUGACAUCAACCAUCUGACUGCCAACGGAGUGGAUUGUUCUCCAUUCUGGAUGAGAUAUCAGUCUUUACCUGAUGAGAAGGAAAGUCUGGAAAGUCUGCUCAGUCGAUGGAACUGUUAUGAUCACGAGCAGCCAGUUCUGGCAGAAGAAAACCUUUCUCAGGCCGCCAUCCCGUCUGGAAGCCAAAUUGUGCCUGCUAUCAAAGCGGAAUCUGCAACCCCCAUCGAGAAGUUUCGCCCUAAAGAGCAUAACACACCACUCAAUCCCCUGCAGCUGGAUCGCAACAGUUUGAUCCUUACACCUUCAAACGGUUCAGAAAUGGCUAUCCAAAUGGAAAAAUCGUUUCACGACAUAAGUGGAGAAGAGCUUCCCUUGGGCGACGUCAGUUUGCUCGAAUUAGCCGAAAUGCACUUAACAUUUGACUCAGCUUCAGUCUCUCCUGAGCCUCUCCAGGUGCAAAAGGUGUUAAGUCCUCCACCAGCUGCUGAACCUGAAGAACCUGUUGAUGUCAAGCCCGAUCUGAGCAGUCUGCUCAAACGGCUACAAGCUAUCAAAGCGAAAUCAAAGACUCUUCCCUCUGUGCUUGUUAAAAGUGAACUUGUUUCCCUGUGAGCUAGAAUUGAAAUUUGUAUUGCAUUUUGAGGCUGUGCUAAGAUGUUAAGAUUAAUAACCUGUCUUGAAAAGAUAACAGUUUUGAUGGUCCUGUUGGAUAUACUGUGCAGUUUUAACUCUUGAAUUUAUUUGUAAAAUUUGCUUCAAUAAAAAUUAC